UUUUGACCAAUCAGCGUUAGGCGGUAAUUUUCAAAACACAAAUGGCGGCGGAGAGAACUGAAGCGAUUCUGGAAAGGACCGACCCUUCCUUCCUGAAAUCAUGCAACACCACCGAACUGCAGGAAACAGGAGAGGGAGAAAUUAUGGCUCCUUAUCUCAUGGACUGCAGGCGAAAACAGAAGCAUAUAUUCAGGCAGCUGUGUGUGGUGGUUGACAUGAUCCAACUGCUGGCAGGUCUAGAGUCAGUGGAUCAGCUACUCCAUAAACCAUGUCCUCAAAACCCAGGAAAUGAAGCUCGUUCUGCGUGGAAGGCUUUAAAAGCCGAAUAUCAGGCGAGGGUUCAGGAGGUGGAGGAGAUGAUCAGCACUCUCCGGGAUCGCAUGGAGGAGCUUCAUGAGAAACGGAAGACACUGGAGACUCUACUGUCUGCUCUGCAGAUAAAGAAAGAGCAGUGCAAAGAGAAGGAGAGAGUCACAGCUAAACAAAACCAGAGAGCUGAGAAACAAAUCAGCUUUCAGUUGGAAGAUUCAAUCCAGGCAGCCCAAAACGCGAUGGAUGCCUGUGAUUUGCGGUUUUCUAAGCUCAAGGAUGAGGUUGAAAAGCAGAUGGCUCAAAUUAGUGACUGGACAAUAUUAAGAGAUGGGCUGCAGACCUUGGUCAACGUGACUCACAGAAACAUGGCGUACAGGCUGCUGUCAGUCAGUUCCUCUGAGCUGUGCCUUGAGCUCUUGCCUCAUGCUGCUGAAAAAUCACUUGAACCCCUGCGUGUCUCCAUCACCAUGACAACCAGCGAUGAAUUUCAUCUUCAGGUGUUUCAGGGAACUGCUGGUCUUGUAGAGGAGGCAGUGAAGGGCCGUCUUAGGCAGGUGAGCGCCGCCCUUGUGGAGGUGCUGGAGCGCUACAUGAGUCAAGGAGAGAUGCUGUCUGAGAUUCAGGCUCUGCACUCCAGGUUUGCGAUUGAUUGGUGUCCUGCCGAAAAGCUUCUGAUCUUUCUCAAGACUGCGAGCACGGUAUGUCACCUGAGGGUUGAGGAGGGAUACCCAUCACACGGCCGAGCUACUCUCCUGUCUGUGAGGAAAGACGGCCUUCUGCUUGAUAUCACUGAUCUAGAGCCCCCAGUGCAACGUCCGGUUCUGACAGAGUGGCUUGAGUUUCUCUCCUCCAAUCCAAACAUCUGAAAUCACGAAGUUUACCCCAAGCCAGACCCUCCGGUUAGACUUCACACCCUGAGACUAUUAUAUGACACACAAUCUAUUUGUAUUGUACAGUUCAAGUUGUAGUGAUGAAUGUUUCUGUUGUGUCUGCAUUGUGAGUCAAAAGUUUCUUUGUCUAACCAACCCAGACUGUCAUUAUUAUUUUAAUUGUCAUUAUUAUGUGGAUAAAAUUGCUCUUUACUCGUGCCAAAGGAUCGGUCGAGUCAGCACUCCCGUUUGAGACUUGUAUGUUUUCAAGUAGCAAAGAGCUCUGCGUUGUCCACUCAGUAAUAGCAGGUCACAUGACAUCUCCAGUUUAAAUGUUUGUCUGUUAUAUCACAAAAAGGUAAAUAAAGUGAAAUGGUAUGCA
Molecule: messenger RNA, 1563 nt
Organism: Puntigrus tetrazona (Sumatra barb)
Lineage: Eukaryota; Metazoa; Chordata; Actinopteri; Cypriniformes; Cyprinidae
Product: ZW10 interactor
Exons: 10
Coding region: 42-1178 (378 amino acids)
Biological process (GO): mitotic sister chromatid segregation; establishment of localization in cell; mitotic cell cycle checkpoint signaling
Cellular component (GO): nuclear body; cytosol; kinetochore
Source: RefSeq, a predicted model, not a curated record